ACACCAACGAGCAUGUCUCCUCCGCGUGCUUCUCCCUCUCUCCAUCUUCACCAUCAUCAUCGUCAACACAGCUAGCUACACAGCCACAUCCUGCUAACCGUUACGUUGUUUUGUUUUUGUUGUUUUGUUUUUUUGUUGUCCUCCAUAAAUCUUCCAACCAUCACCUCCACGCCGAACGCAGACCAGCCCAGAUCCCAAGCUGGAGAAGGGGUAGCCUCAUCCAACGCCAGGAUUCCCAGGAUGAAGACCAGACUGGGGUGCCUGUCCCACAAGUCGGACUCCUACACCGACUUCAGCGAGUUCCUGCCCCCAGCUCACGAGACCACCGCACGAUGUCAGAAGCUGUCCACAGACGAGGUGGUGCGGUGGUCCGAGUCUUUCAACCAACUCAUCUCGCACAAAUAUGGGCUGGUGGUGUUCCGCACUUUCCUGAAGUCGGAGUUUAGUGAUGAGAACAUUGAGUUCUGGAUGGCCUGUGAGGACUACAAGAAGGUCAAGAACUCCACUAAACUGGCCUCCAAAGCCAACAAGAUCUACAAGGAGUUCAUUGACGUGCAGGCUCCAAGAGAGAUUAACAUUGACUACCGCACCAGGGAGAGGACCAAGCAGACCCUUCUGAUGGAGCCCACCCCGACCUGCCUGAAUGAGGUGCAGUCCAAAGUCUACAGCCUGAUGGAGAAGGACUCAUACCCACGCUUCCUUCGCUCCAAAAUGUACCAGGACAUCGUGAACCGUGCACACGCGCAGGGCCAGAGAAGAUCUGUCUAAUACCAAAUACCCCCAUAGCAUGGACUAUACUGCCGCACUGAAAUCAAAGGGAGGGCUAUGGGUGGAAAUG
Periophthalmus magnuspinnatus is the source of this 838-nucleotide messenger RNA. RefSeq names its product regulator of G-protein signaling 8-like. The record is from RefSeq and is a predicted model, not a curated record. The coding region runs from base 241 to 768 and encodes 175 amino acids. NCBI's taxonomy places the organism in Eukaryota, Metazoa, Chordata, Actinopteri, Gobiiformes, Gobiidae. The transcript is spliced from 5 exons.